Molecule: messenger RNA, 1842 nt
Organism: Phycomyces blakesleeanus NRRL 1555(-)
Lineage: Eukaryota; Fungi; Mucoromycota; Mucoromycetes; Mucorales; Phycomycetaceae
Exons: 7
Coding region: 1-1842 (613 amino acids)
Source: RefSeq, a predicted model, not a curated record
AUGUUCAAAAUUACAAAAGCCUCUCGUUACCAAUGCCAUACUUGCAAGUCAAUCUUUAAUAACAGUCGAACAUAUAAAAGAUGUCUCAAACAAUGCAUGACAAAUAGGGCAGAAUUACUUGUCAAUGGCAAAGUUUCCCAAACUGUCUCUCUUCCUGAUCAAAGUCAGUUUACAUCAGCAAUGGUUCCUAACUUGACUUUUGGAGAAAAUAUCAACACAAGCAGUAGUGAGAAUAUAGAUAUCAUUGACAGUACUGAAGAUGAUGAGUCCAUGUACGAUUUUGGAGAAGAAUGCAAGAAUGUCAUUGACAAAAUUGAAGGCACCACACCCUCACUAGACUUUGAUUUUAGCCAGCCUCUUUCUGUUCCCAGCAAUGAUGAUAAAAAGAAUCUCGCAUUCAUGCAGUUGAUCCAAGAGUUUGGAAUUUCUUCAUGCAGCCCACACCUUGGAAACAAGCUUCUUGAGCACUUCUUAGAUAUCAAAGCAGACGGAUACAACAUUUGCAUCAGAGAUUGUAUGCAGUUCAACAACGAGAAUGAUAUCACAUGUGUAAAAUGCAGUGAAGCAAGAUACAAAAAUGGCCAAACUAGUGAAAGCAACACCAGGGUUCCUUACUUCCGCAUGUUGUCUGGAACCCAGACGUACUCACUGGAGAGUUCCAGAAACUACAAUCUGACAAGCAUUGAAGACAGAAAGGGGCUCAAUGGUCAGUCACCAUUAACCUCAAUGGAAACAUUCUCUGGCCCGUUUUUUGUGUUAGACAAGAUGCAUGGUCUGUGCCAUGGAAUCGGUAAACAGGUAUGGAGACUUGUAUGCAGAAAGUAUAGAAUCAAGCAUCCUCUAUGUCUUUCUCUUGCCACUCAAAGGGAGAUUGGUGCUGCAAUGGUAGCCGCAAAAUCCACAAUCCCUACAUCAUUGCAUGGUGCCUGGAGAGACGUGACAAAGAAUGCUGGUUUCCUUAGAGCUGUGGAUUGGGCAGACUUUUUACUCUUUGUUGUCCCCACUAAUCUUAUAGAAUGGAACUUAUUCCUAGAGAGUCUUCUUUCUACAGCAGAUAUUGACAUUGGUGUGUUCACAAUUAACCAGCACAUUAUUCAGCAUUAUCCUCAGAUGAUUGAUCUAUAUGGCCUGCCAAGAGCAUAUAGCAUACGAUCCAUGGAAAGAGCCAUUGGUGAGUACUCCAGGUCUAUCAAGAGUAACUCCCAAGUCAGUGUCAAUGCUGGAAACAUCAUGAUCAGACUGGCGCAAUCCCAGCAUGUAGUGGAACUGACAACCAUUGCAAACACAAAAACUCUACCAGCUAACCUUCUAGUUUACAGUGCAUAUACCAAUGGGUGGCCUGUUACAGAUGGAGGUAAUCCUGCCAAUGCUGAGUGUGAGAUUGAGUUCUGGGGGCCUUUGAAGAAUUUAACAAUUUUUGAUAGCUUUGAAGAUAGAUCUCAUCUUUCAUUGCUUCUUAAAACGUUUUAUGAUUUGAAGGGGGAAGAAUGUAGUAUGCUUGAGCCUUCCAUAAAGACAAGCUGCAAGGCCUAUCUUAAUGGUUGUGUUAUUGACACUGCAUUCAACCAAAGUUCUACAAAAGAGGCAUGUCAUAUUCAUGUGCAGCUACAAGUGGACAUGAACUCGAGAAGAUUCCGCUCUUACUAUCCAGGAUAUAAGCAUUUCUUUGGAAAGGUAGUUAUAUUCUUUCAACUAAAGCCAAAGACUAUAGUGAUUCAUGCCAGUAACAUUGUAGAGUUGGUUGACUUGGUGCCAUCAAAUGUCAAUGGUAGCCAUUACAUCAUUUGGCCUAACCUUAAACGUGGCCCAAAAUUGACACUUGGUGCCUUAAGUGAUAUAUAA